UUUUGUUUUGUAUUUUUCAUACAUAAUUUGCUUUCUUAAUUUAUUUUUUUAAUAGUAUUUCAUAAUUAUAGAUAAUAAAUAUUACUAGAAAACAUAACCUAAAUAUACAGCACUUUUAAUACGAAUAAGAAAAAGUAAGUAAAAACCAAUGAUCCCGUUAUCAAGCAAUGGAGUAUUAUCUGUGCAGUGAAGUGGAAUGGAAUCAGUAAUUUUCCAUGGCUGUGUUUCGAUCCACUUCUCCCAAUAUAAUAUUUGGGUACAUCCUGCAUUAACAAUUCAAAAAUGGCAUUCCGCGUUGAGUCCGAGAAAGAUUAUGGAUUUUUACUAAAAAGUUUAAUUGCCGGCGGGGUAGCUGGAAUGUGUUCAAAAACAACAGUAGCUCCACUAGAUAGGAUAAAAAUAUUAUUGCAAGCACAUAAUAAACAUUAUAAACAUUUAGGUGUCCUUUCCGGAUUGAAAGAAAUAAUUCAACGUGAACGAUUUAUUGCUCUUUACAAAGGAAAUUAUGCUCAAAUGAUUAGAAUAUUUCCAUAUGCAGCAACACAAUUUACUACAUUCGAAUUAUAUAAAAAGUAUUUAGGUGACUUAUUUGGAACGCAUACUCAUAUAGAUAAGUUUUUGGCUGGAUCUGCUGCUGGUGUUACCGCAGUUACAUUAACAUAUCCACUUGACGUGAUUAGAGCCAGGCUUGCUUUUCAAGUUGCCGGAGAACAUAUUUAUGUAGGGAUUGUACAUGCGGGUAUCACAAUUUUUAAAAAAGAAGGUGGUAUUCGAGCAUUGUACAGAGGGUUUUGGCCAACUAUUAUUGGCAUGAUUCCAUAUGCAGGAUUUUCAUUUUAUUCAUUUGAAAAACUUAAAUAUUUAUGCAUGAAACAUGCACCAAAUUAUUUUUGUGAAAAAUAUGACAGAAAUACUGGUGGUCUAGUUUUAACGAUACCAGCAAGAUUAUUGUGUGGAGGUAUUGCUGGUGCUGUUGCUCAAAGUUUUUCUUAUCCAUUAGAUGUUACUAGAAGACGGAUGCAACUAGGUAUGAUGGAUCAUAAUACUCACAAAUGCAAUUCUAGCAUGUCACAGACUAUAAAAACGAUAUAUGAAGAAAAUGGUAUUGCUAGAGGUCUGUAUCGUGGAAUGAGUAUUAAUUAUCUACGAGCUAUUCCUAUGGUAUCAGUUAGUUUUACAACAUACGAGAUCAUGAAACAAAUACUACAUUUAGACACUGGACUAAAAUUCUAAUUUAUUUAAUCAGAACACGUAUUUGUGAUGUCUCAGUUCUUAUAUUUCUAUUAGUGGUAAAACGCAAUCAAUAUUAAUAUUUUUCUACAAUUACUGGGACAAAAAUAUUGUUUGAUUUUUACUUUGUAACAUAGAGGUGAUUCUUUCAAUCUAAUUUAUUAUCUGUAUGUGAUAAAUUUAUGCAAGUAUGAUAUGCCACGAAUAUGUGAAAUAUAUGGAAAAUAUUUGCGAAGUAUACAUACAUAGAAUAAAUAUUUAGGGUGGACCAACUAACGUGACCACCUGAAAUAUUUCACUUGUUUUUAGUUAAAACAUAAAAAAUGUUCCAGCUACAAGUUAGAUGGUUUCGAAGGGGACAUAAUUUGAUAUUAUUAGCUUUUCGUAAGUGACCGCGUAGAAGACAUAUGAAGGUCACUUUUUUUUUUUAACGAAAUCGUAUAUUUUUCUAUUACAUUAGCCAACUUAGCUAAACAUUCUGUACAAAAAAUUAUUAAUCUAUAAAGCAUUAAUAAAGUAUUAACCUAUUUAUACCGAAAAAAUAUUAGCUUAACAGAUAUUCUAACUGCAAGCUUGAUUCAAAUUAGCAAUCGCAAUAAGAUCAGAUCACGCCAGGUCAGGUCACUAAUCAAGAGCAUCUUAUUUUAUUUCACUGAACUGCCUGUCUAUUGUAAAUGCUCGUACUGAAUUACGUGCUAGCGAUUUUGACAGGCGCCUGAUAUGACAUGAUUGGAUCGUACCGUGAUCGCUAGUCUAAAUCGUCCUUUAAUUUUAUCAAAUUUAGAUAUAGAGGUUAAGGAAAAACACGACAUUCUUAAGCUUAUGUUACCUUCAUCUUUCGUACGUUAAAUUUGACAAAUUAAAGUUAUAAUAUUUCUUAAACCAAUGGUUUUUCAGUACACAUAAAUCGGUUAAUACUUUUUUGUAGAGAAUGCCCAUAUGAAUCAGCUAAUGUUAUAAAAAAUAUAUCAUUUCAUUUAAAAAAUAUCAGUGACCUUCAUAUGUUCUUUAUGUGUUCGCCUACGAAAAAGCUAAUGUCAGAUUAUGUCUUCUCGAAACCAUUCAACUUGUACUUGAAACAUUAUCAAAAACAAGCAAGAUUUCCAGAUGAUCACGUUAGGUGAUUCGCCCUGUAGAAACACGCACACGCAUAUAUAUAAGCAGUGGUUGCUUACGUACAAUUGAUAUUAUUCUUUGAUAUCACAGUGAUAACUACUGCUGAUACAAAACUGAUACUAAUUACCCUAAUGCCGUGGUGAUAAUAUCAAAGUGUCACCGUUUUCUGAUACUAUGACGAUGAGCAGUGGUUAUAACAAGGAUACAUUAUAUGUGAAAAACUAUUUUUUUGUUUAUAUGUAAUUAUUAUUUUCAUAUUCGUUUUGCAAAUGACUGUUUUGAUUACAUGAAAAAAAGAUUGCAUUAUAUUUCAUAUAAUUAGUAAUAUCUUAUAUAUACAAUAUUAAUAAAAAUUUUAAUAACACUUUUUGUACAAUGUUACCAUGUUUAAAAAUUGUAGACCAAAGAACGUUAUAUAAUAGUAUAUUUUUAUUCAUAGUAAAUAGUAAAUUUACCAUAAACCAUAAUAAAUGGUUAUUAAUGUAAAGGAUACAUGUAAUGAUAAUUAAAGAACAAAAUGAUAAUUGUAAUUUCGAAUUUAUAAAUAAAUUAUCUUUUUUGAAACUACAGCCUUCAAUUUAUACCUCUUAAUUAAUUCCUUCUUAAUUAUGAGUGAGGACAGAAUAAAUUAUUUUAAAAAUUAUAAGAAUUGUAAUUUAAAUUAAUUAGUAAUGUACAAAAAAAACAUAAGAUGUUUCCAAAUUUUGAUGCUAAAACAAUACAAUAUAUUCAAGAAAUUAAGAAGAUAAGAAAGUUCGUGUAAAAUUUUAAAUAUUUCUUUGUUUGAUAAAUUAAUUUUACAUGAAUAAUAAUUGAUAACAAUGACUAUCAUUGUUGACUAAUUUAUCAAUUAAUAAUUCUACAGUGAUGUGUUAUUAUACAAUUUUAUCCAAUCAAUUUUUAUGUCAUAACUUUUUAACAUGCUUCAUCAAAAAUUAUCUUAAAACAAGAAAAAAUGUUUUUUGUUACACUGUUCAAAUUAAGUAGAUAUGUAUAAAGUGUAAUUAAAAUAUCUGGAAAUCACUACAAAUAUUGUUUUCUUUCGAUUGAAUAUCUUGAUAAAACUUUCUUCAAAACAGGGCAUGUAGUGUAUUAAGAAAACAAUUAUGAAUAUAGAUUUAUGUAUGAAUCCUUUUUAUUUAUUUAAUUUCCUGAAUACACUGUACGAAUUAUAUGCUAAUUAAUUUCAGAACGCUCUGUAUAGCAAUUUGUCAUACUUUAAACUUAAUGUCCCAUUAUCAGUAAUACAUUUGAAUAUUUUUAGUUAGUAAACUAUGCACUUUAAUAAAUAAUUUUGCUUAUUGCUGGUUCAAUUUGAAAUAUUUAUUUUUCAAUUGAGUGUCUUGUAAUAAAUGGUUUUUUGUACAUGUACUUAAGAUAUCACUAGGUUUAUGUAAUUUAUAAAUAUGACUUUAAUCAUAAAAAUUUACCUAUUUCUAUAGAAAUUUACUUUUAAAGUUUUUAUAUGUUAAAAUACAUGCGAAUAAUUAUUAUUUAUGUAUUAGUCUUAUGACCAGUAAUUAGUUUUGCUCAUAUCAUGUCUUGCACUACAGUAGUUCAAUGUGUAAAAAUGAUAUAAGACUCUCUAAAUAUGAUAACAUUUCUUUAUUUAUCUAGCUUCUGUUUAUAAUGAGACGACAUAAUAUCAGUUCAAGGCAUACUGUUUACUUUGCUUCAGCAAGCCAGUUUAAAAUUUGUAACUUAAUUUGUUCAAAAUACACAAAGUCUAAAACCAGGGACGCAUGCCGAAAGAUAAGAACCAAGUGCACACACAUAACUCGCAAUUGCUUGAAGUAUUUUCUAUGAUUGAUAUAAAAUGUUCCAAAAAAUAUUGUAAAAGAUAUUACUUCAAAUUGAUAUAUACAAUGUAGUCUGUAUGUGAUAUAUAAUAAUUAUAUACAGCUAUAAACUGAUUAUUUUACCCUGAAUUUAUAUACAUAACAGAUAAGUUUGAAGCGUUUUGUUUUAAUUUGAAUUUCUGCGUGUGCAUCGGUGAUCAAUCAGCUUUUGAUAAAAGCAUACUCAUUUUUAGCUUAGCUCUAUGAUCACUUUGUAAAAAUCUGCAUGUAAGUACAUAAAAUAUUGACAUUCAAAAUUAAAGUGAAACAGAAAUAACCGGAUUUAUGACUUUUACACUUAAAAAUAAGUGUUUUUAUCACAUUAUCUAAAGUAAAAUUUGACAAAUAAAGAAAUAAUAAUGUUGUGAAGUAUUGAAUCUUUAAGAAUUAACAACAUAUAAGAGUUUAUUUGAUAUUGAAAUUUAUGUCUUAUAUGAAAUACUUUAAAAAGAAAAUAAAUAGAGCAAAUACAAAAUUAACUAUACAAGCUCCAAGAACUAUUAUUGAUUUUACUAAAAGACGUACUUUUAAUUAACUCAAUCUGCUUCAUCUGCUGUUAUAUAAUACCAUAAUUUUUUUUUCUAUAUAUAGAAAAUUUUACCUUUAUUUCUUUUAUAACCCAGAAAAUAUGUGUAAUAUAUAAUAUAUAAAACAAAAAUGAAAAAAUGCUUAGCCCUGCAUUAAUGCAGAAAAAGUUACUGUAUCCACAAUGUUAUGGUUUCUGUGCUAUUUUCUUUUACAUUUACAGUCUUAGUAAAUUGCUAUAGUGUGCACCUAUACAUUUUUCGUUUUUUUUGUCUCUUUAUUGUUACUACUGUAUCGUUUCAUUAUGCAUAUGUUCAAAUUACAUGUUUAAUUCUAUGAAUUAUGUAUUCUGUGAAUACAUUCAAUGCUCAUGUAUACAAUGCUUGUGUAUUGACGAGUAUGAAUGAUUUGACAACACAUUAAAUUCAUUAAACUUGCAUUACACAUGUUUAUUUACCAGAAGCAUUAUUUUAUAUCUAUUAAUUAGUAAAAAAGUUGUCGGUAGGUUCAUAAGCAAUUAACUUUCAAUUUAAUGAUUGUGAAUGCAUGAAUUCAUUCAGUAUAAAGUGUGUGUUUCACUUAGGAAGUCUUGACAGGAUUGAUGCAAAAGUUUUCUUAAUCCUUAAAUUAUAAAACAUGAGAUAACCGACGACAUUUGUAUUUAAUAUUAAUAUUUAAAAAUUAUAUUUAGGCAAGCAGGUUUGAAAAAUAAAAACAGCAAUGAGCGUAACUAAAAUAAAAUAAAUGCUAUGGAAUAAACAUGACUGAUGGACUUGCACUAAAUUAUUUUGUAAGAUAAUUAUAAAAAUAAGACUUAUACAAAUUAUAUUUUGAUUUACUUAAUAAAACAAUGUCAAUACUAUAAGCAAAAUUAUUGACUGCGACGAUUGUGAUUAAUUAAUACGUAUAAUGCUAUGUUACAAUCAUUAAUAAAAUUCACUAGAGAAUUUAUUCAAUUGUUUAUAUGGCACGAUUUGUAUAUGCCAAAUUUACUGUUGCAUCAACCCUUUGUAUAUUUCCUUCAAGUGGAACAUUUCAUGCUCCAUUCACACUAGCAAUUAUGUGACACUCUCUUAAAUAUAAACUAUUAUUAUUUUGGUACACUUUUUGAAACCUUAAACAACAUUAUUUCUAUUCAGUACACGCAACAAAUAAUUUUGCUCGUAUAAACAGUUUUUCAAUAAAUUAAUAUUUCUUCAAGGUUUCAAACAAUACCAUGCACAGUUUUUUAUUCGCACUACUUAUUAUGUUCAUUUCUUCUGUUUCGUUUCUUGAUAAUAAAAAUACAAGCAAUACAAUGAAAGUUGUAGAACUCAAUGUGAUACGUGAAUUUUAAUUGGUACGUGUGUACAUUAUUGUUUGUUUUUUUUUUCUAUUUGUAUACAUUUAAUGUUGUGUCUACAUGAAUGGUGUGGGACACGCGCAAAAUACUCGGUUGUGUGCCAUCUCUCAACAAGACACCACAAAGAGUCAUGAUAUAAUACUUGAGACUAUAAUGUAAUGUGUAAGGAUAGCUGCAACCUCACACUUUAUUGAUGUUCUAUCAUAAAUUAUGUUCAGUGGCAUUGCUAUGAAGCCUGAAUCAUUUCUGUACCCCUACCUUAAUAGAUAACUCAGGGGUUUUGAUUGUUUACAAGAAAUAAUCUGGUGUCCGCCUAGUAACAUGCGGCUCACCGCGCCUUGGAGCUGGAUCAAAUUGAA
Bombus huntii is the source of this 6410-nucleotide messenger RNA. RefSeq names its product solute carrier family 25 member 16-like. Gene Ontology annotation, cellular component: mitochondrial inner membrane. The record is from RefSeq and is a predicted model, not a curated record. Gene Ontology annotation, biological process: transmembrane transport. The coding region runs from base 283 to 1233 and encodes 316 amino acids. NCBI's taxonomy places the organism in Eukaryota, Metazoa, Arthropoda, Insecta, Hymenoptera, Apidae. The transcript has 7 exons.